Mastomys coucha (southern multimammate mouse) is the source of this 6616-nucleotide messenger RNA. It is a transcript of the gene Klhl15, whose product is annotated as kelch like family member 15. Gene Ontology annotation, biological process: protein ubiquitination; nuclear protein quality control by the ubiquitin-proteasome system. The record is from RefSeq and is a predicted model, not a curated record. The coding region runs from base 499 to 2313 and encodes 604 amino acids. Gene Ontology annotation, molecular function: protein binding. The transcript is spliced from 3 exons. Gene Ontology annotation, cellular component: Cul3-RING ubiquitin ligase complex; nucleus. NCBI's taxonomy places the organism in Eukaryota, Metazoa, Chordata, Mammalia, Rodentia, Muridae.
UUUCCCGCUUUCCUCCACCCCCGGCGUGGGUGAUCCCGAGGCUCCGCGCGCUUUGGGGCAGAAACCCGGAGACGCCGUCGUCUAUGUCGUUACUGCUGGCGUUUCUGGUACCCUCGGCCCCCUCGGCUGUCCCCCAGUUCGUGGCCCUGAGGCGGCUCUCCCGCCGAGCCCCGUGAGGUGCCGCGACGUCCCCCGGUAUUGGCAAGGCUGGGCCCCGGCCCCGACGCCGCGCGCAUCACGCCUAGCCCAACUGUUUGGACUCGCCACUCAACUGCUGUCUUCUUUCCCAGGACUGCUUCGAAGGGGGCCUCGGGCUUGCAAACUCGCCCCCCGCCGGAGCGCUCCGGCCCGGCCAGGGAGCGGCCCCUUGUAGAGGUCCGAGGAGCCUAUCGCGGUUCAUCCCGGCGCCCGACCCUCCCACCGUUCGGCCACUGGCCCACUUCUUCCUGAUGCAGACUGCCGUCCACUAGAGGCUGGACAGGACCCCCGAGGUGAUUCAUGGCAGGGGACGUGGAAGGAUUCUGUUCCUCCAUCCAUGACACCAGUGUCUCUGCUGGGUUCAGAGCACUGUAUGAGGAGGGAUUGCUUCUCGAUGUCACUCUGGUUAUUGAAGACCAUCAGUUCCAGGCCCAUAAAGCCCUCUUGGCCACCCAGAGUGAUUACUUCAGAAUUAUGUUCACAGCAGACAUGAGGGAACGAGAUCAGGACAAAAUUCAUUUGAAAGGUCUAACAGCUACUGGUUUCAGCCACGUUCUUCAGUUUAUGUAUUAUGGAACUAUAGAACUAAGUAUGAAUACUGUUCAUGAAAUCCUUCAGGCAGCAAUGUAUGUUCAGCUUAUAGAAGUGGUGAAAUUCUGCUGCUCUUUUCUCUUAGCCAAAAUCUGCUUAGAAAAUUGUGCGGAAAUUAUGAGACUGUUAGAUGAUUUUGGUGUUAACAUCGAGGGAGUCAGGGAGAAGCUGGAUGCCUUUCUGCUAGACAACUUCGUGCCACUAAUGUCCAGGCCUGAUUUCUUGUCUUAUCUGAGCUUCGAGAAGCUCAUGUCUUAUUUGGAUAAUGAUCAUCUGAGCAGGUUUCCAGAAAUAGAGCUGUACGAGGCUGUGCAGUCUUGGCUGCGACAUGAUAGACGACGGUGGAGACACACAGAUACCAUCAUUCAGAACAUCAGGUUUUGUCUGAUGACUCCAUCCAGCGUUUUUGAGAAGGUUAAAACAUCAGAAUUUUAUAGAUACUCCCGACAGCUCCGAUAUGAAGUUGACCAAGCAUUGAAUUACUUCCAAAAUGUUCACCAGCAGCCCUUGUUGGACAUGAAGUCAAGCCGUAUUCGUUCUGCCAAACCCCAAACUACAGUAUUCCGAGGAAUGAUUGGACAUAGCAUGGUUAAUAGUAAAAUACUUCUGUUAAAGAAACCAAGAGUCUGGUGGGAACUGGAGGGCCCCCAAGUACCUCUAAGGCCAGACUGCCUUGCUAUUGUCAAUAAUUUUGUAUUCCUGCUAGGUGGAGAAGAACUGGGCCCUGAUGGCGAAUUCCAUGCCUCUUCAAAAGUGUUCAGGUAUGAUCCAAGACAAAAUUCUUGGCUGCGUAUGGCAGACAUGUCUGUACCCCGUUCAGAAUUUGCUGUUGGUGUUAUUGGGAAGUUUAUUUAUGCUGUAGCAGGCAGAACAAGAGAUGAAACUUUCUACUCAACCGAAAGAUAUGAUAUCACUAAUGAUAAAUGGGAAUUUGUAGAUCCUUAUCCAGUUAACAAAUAUGGACAUGAAGGGACAGUGCUCAAUAACAAGUUGUUCAUCACUGGAGGAAUCACUUCAUCUUCCACAUCUAAACAGGUGUGUGUGUUUGACCCCAGUAAAGAAGGGACCAUAGAACAGCGGACCAGGAGAACUCAAGUAGUCACCAACUGCUGGGAGAAUAAGAGCAAGAUGAAUUACGCCAGAUGCUUUCACAAGAUGAUCUCUUAUAAUGGCAAGCUUUAUGUCUUUGGUGGUGUCUGUGUGAUCUUGAGGGCCUCUUUUGAAUCUCAGGGCUGCCCUUCCACAGAGGUGUACAACCCAGAUACCGAUCAGUGGACCAUCUUGGCAUCCAUGCCGAUUGGUAGAAGUGGUCAUGGUGUGACUGUGCUGGACAAACAGAUAAUGGUCCUUGGAGGCCUUUGUUAUAAUGGUCAUUACAGUGAUUCCAUUCUCACCUUUGACCCCGAUGAAAAUAAGUGGAAAGAAGAUGAGUACCCCCGGAUGCCCUGCAAGCUGGAUGGUUUACAGGUGUGCAACCUUCAUUUUCCUGACUAUGUACUGGAUGAGGUUAGGCGUUGCAACUGAUGACAUCUUGCUCCCUAAAAGAGAAAAGGCAAAUAAAGCAUUUGUGAUACAGUAGUUUAAAAGCAUAAAGAAAAACCUCACCAGUUUUACUAUCAAAGCCAUUGGUCUAAUAUUGUAAGUUUUCAUUCUGUGCUAGCAUCUUUCUUUUCCUUUCAGUGGCCUCAGAUUCAUGCAAUAAGUUCAUUUGAAGCACUAGCUCUUGAAACUACUUCCAAAAGCAGUUUAUACACUGCUCCACUUACCUGGGAAGUUGAUUUUCUGCUUUAAAUGUUUCUUUCAGAUGUUAGUGUAGGAUUUGUGCAUCUUCUAAGAGAAAACCCAGUAAGUGUCACUGGAUAUGACUUCAGUCCCUCUAUUUGAACUCUUUUGAAAUUAUUUUAGUCUGCUAUAUGUUUUGGUUUAUUAUUUAAAAGUUUAAAACUCUUGACCUUUUUGCAUGGCUUUUUGCUGAAAAUGCAAAAAUUUAAAUUUUCUACAAAAGUUUUUUAUAUCAGAACACUAUUUCUAAGCUGCCUUCUCUUAUGUGCAUUGCGUUAGUGAAAGCAUACCCAUACUCAUAUACACCCUAUAAAUAUAUAAGGCACACUCCUUUUAUGCGUGGUUAGGAUUCUAUAUUUUUAAGCUAGUGCACUUGCACAGACAGUUCGCCAUACUUGUUGAAAUUUAGAUGUAAUGUCUUUAAUGUAUUAAUGUUUUUAGAAAGUUAAAAUAACUGGAGUCCUCCUUUGGUAUCAAAGUAGUCUAUCGUCCGUCCAUACUGGUUCAGUAAAAUUUGAACUCAUAGUUCUGAAACACGUAUGGAUUUACAAAAACUAACGUUUGGCAUUUUGUUUUCAAAACUAAACAUUAAUAUUUCAUAUUAAUGUAUGCUUUUUCUUGUUUAAAAAUGUUUUUCUUUGCAGUACGUUUAAUGUUGGUUACCCUAUUUUAGUGAGAGUCAGAGUGGUCUGUGUCAAGCUCUGACCCUGCAUCAUACAAGCACUUUUAAAGAAAAGUUAGGUAAUAACACAGUCCUAAGUAAAAGCCCCUUGAAAGGAAGUGCAUCUCCCAUGGUUUCUCUCCAGGCUGCUGCAGGUUUGAAUGUGGGCCAGCAAUUCUUACAGUUUGAGCUUAGUUUUGACUGAGAGGUAAGGAGAGUGAGUUGUAAGGAGAGUGAGUUAUAAUGUUACUGGUUACAGCUGCUUGAUCAGUUUGUACAAAAUAUUCUGUGGCACUAGAGAAAUGUCAACCCUCAUUGUGGGUUUUUGUUUUUUGGUUAUUUUUUAGUUUCUGGAAGCUACUAGCAUGAAGGAUAGUCACCAGAAAGUUUGGAGUAAGUCUCAAAUAGCUAUUUUAAAGGCAUUUAUAAUAAAUAGUUUAGGAUUAGCUGUACACUUCAAGUCUUUAAAUUCAAAGGAAGGAGAUAUAGCUGAAAAAGUUAAACAAGAGAGAUCUGUGAGUGGAUCAUUCAAAUUGAUGCCAUUGAUGGCCAUUUUCUCAUGAGCAGUCUAUAUGUGAUUAAAGCUUACCCUGGCAAAGCUUGCCAGAUCUGUGAUUUUGGUGCAAUAUUGCAAUGCCUUCUAUAUGGCUGCUGUUGUAUAAAUUUUUCUAGUUACUUUGUUUUGUUUUAUUUUUGCUGCUGGCACUAUUGAAUAUAAAACGGAAGUGUGAAAUUAUAGAAAUGUGAAGAUUUUGGUUUCUUCUUCUCCCCCUCUCUCCACACUGCAGUUAUAUAGUGUGAGUAAAGCCUGAUUUUCAAAACUGUAAAACCAGAGGUGUUGGAGUUUUAGAAAGUGUCAGGUAUACAAGUAGCUUUUAAAAAGGAAAACCUUUUUUUCCCCUUCAGGAUUCAAAAUAAUGGCGUCCUUUAUAUAUGACUCUUCCAUUUUUAUUAGGUGGCCUUUCAUUAAGUUCUGAUUUCUGAAAAUAAAAUUUGUUAUUUGAGUUUCCUUUAGAAUGUGGGUAAAAAGUUUUUUAUUUUAAAAAUAAGUUUAUUUUGCUUUUGGAAACUGUAAAUUAGGUUAGCCAUCUUGUUUUUUAAUAUACUUAGAAGUUUAUAUGUGUUGCUUUAAAUAAAAUAAUGCCUUCAUUAUUUUCCUUGAUAUCUUUUGUUGGAAAUGACUAAGAAGAGGACAUCAGACAGGGUACCCAUAUCAAAGGCUUUAUAUUCCAGGGGAAGUUCUCUGUAAUUGCUUUGUUACAACUUCAUAGUCCUGUGUAGGUUAACAUCUGCACAAACAAUUGAAUAUUUUUGGUCUUCCAUUUUGAAGUUACAAGGCCAAGGUCAACGAUUGUUUCAGAAAGUUCGUGAAAUCUUAACUUGAACUAAUUCUGGGUUCAGCUUCAAGUAAGUCAUGUCUGACUAUAAUCUUAGCAGUAAUCAGUUUUGAGCUUUAAGACUAGUUGCUAUUGCUUGGGUUCAGAAUGUAUGAGGAAAUUGUAGUUCUAAUUUAGAUUAUAAAUCCACAAAUAACUUUACAUUCCCUUUUAAAAUUAUGGUUUAAUAGCUGCAAGAGAUUUAUUUUUGUUAUACUAAACUAUGGAAAAUUUCUCAGAGUUUUUUCAAGCUUUUCUGUGCUUCAUUUGGAACUACUUUGUCUAUAUGCAUUGUAUAUGAUCAAGAUUGUCAUUUUGGAAAAACUCAGUAAGUGGUUUGAAACUAUAUGGUUUAACUGUUAGGAUCUUUAAAUGUGUCGUCUUUUACUUCACAUUUUAAAAACUAGACUUCACAAAAAGUAGCUGAUUUUUUUUUAAUAGUAUUUUAACUGGCACCACUUAUUACUUUUUUUACGUCUUUGACCUUCCAAGUUUUGAUGUUAAAGAAAAUCCUUGCACUACAGGCUUUUCAUAAAAUACAAGAUUCUCACAUUGAAGGUUUUGUAUUGGAAGAAAUGCUACUGAUUUCUAAAAGGCAAAGAGUUAUAGAAUGAUUAGCUUUUCUUGAUAGCUUUUCCUGUGUACUCCUCAUUGCUUUGCGUUCUGUGAGUGGUAACUCUAAUUAUGAGUACUUACUGAGCCCUUCACAUAUCUUUUUUAAAGCAGCACCUUUGAACACCUCAUUCUGGGAAGCUUGCUUGUAUCACAGUAAAGAACACACACACUUGUGUGGGAAGAAGUAAAAUGGAGAGUUUUGUCUUAAUUACAUGAAACUAAGCUUUAAAAUAUUUUAUAACAAAUUAUUUGAGCUGCAUAAUCUAAACAUGUCAAACGUUUUGUGGGACUAUUUUUAUAUAUGUAUAUGUGGGUGUAAGUCAUAACAUUUCAGUUUAUAAUAUAAAUUGUUAUUUCAGUUUAUAAGCUAUCUCUCAAAAGAGACUAGCUCUCUUGAGAAUAAUUUAAAGUUUUAGACUAAAGUAAAACAUCAUAGACAAUAGUGUAAAUUAGAGAUAUUUGAGGGCUAUACAGCAGUGAAACUGCUAGUGCCAGUUUUCUUGUCUGUCUACCAUGUUUUCAGUUUUUGUUUUGUUUUGUUUUUGUAGUCUAAACAUUUGAGAGAACAUGCGUUUGUUUAAUUACACUUAGAGUUGGUUUGGGAAUAAAUAUCUUCUAAAAAGAGAUUUAUCUUAAAAAAUAACCCCCCCCCCCAAAUUAGUUUCUAAGAGUUUAUUACUUCAAAUACCCUAUAGGCAUAGACUGGAAUAGAUCAUUCAUGGGAGUCCCAUACUUUGCUUGUAUCAGUAUAACUCCCACUAUUAUGUUAGUAGCCUUGAGAACGCCAUCAGCUCUGGUCUGUCCUAAAGUAUUUGGGUUUUCUUUUGACUUCUUUGGGAACAGCUGCAUUAAAAGUUACUAAUCAGUAUAUCACUAAGGGCUGGCUGGGUGUUUACUUUUUGAAGGAAUGUUCUGAAGAGGUGGCCAGAAAGGUUCUUUCCUUUCUUUUCUUUCCUUUCCCUUCCUUUUCUUUCCUUUCUUUCCUUUUCCUUCCUUUCUUUCCUUUUCCCUUUCCUUCCCUUCCUUUUCCUUCCCUUCCCUUCCGUUUCCUUUUCCUUUUCCUUUCUUUUCUUUUCUUUUAACGUAACUUGUAUAUGCCCUGUGUUCUUGGGCAUACUCUGUCUAUAGAAAAAUAUUUUGACCUUUAGGUACCUUUGGGGCCAGUAGUCAAAUAAUCCUAGGGCCGAUAUUAAAGUCUUAGAAUGAUUUAAGGUUUGCCUUUUAUACAUGUUUUGAAAGCCUUUACAUUUUUUGUCAGGUAAUUUUUUUUCCCAAGCCGUGGAUAUAAUCUAUUCAAUAUGUUUAUGCUAUCCAUUCUGUUUUUAAAUUGAAAAAAAGUUAAAAGUGUUUAUGAAGAAAAGUUUAAAUAAAAUAUUUUUAAUCUUUAAAACUA